This is a messenger RNA of Dalotia coriaria, 1606 nucleotides long. RefSeq names its product adenylate kinase 8. The record is from RefSeq and is a predicted model, not a curated record. Gene Ontology annotation, cellular component: cytoplasm. Lineage: Eukaryota; Metazoa; Arthropoda; Insecta; Coleoptera; Staphylinidae. Gene Ontology annotation, biological process: nucleobase-containing compound metabolic process. Gene Ontology annotation, molecular function: ATP binding; AMP kinase activity; nucleoside diphosphate kinase activity. The transcript is spliced from 4 exons. The coding region runs from base 1 to 1398 and encodes 465 amino acids.
AUGACUGAUCCUACCAAGAGAAAGAUGAAGAUGCCCGCGUGGCACUUGCCUUACCUAGAAAAACACAAUAUUUACAAGUUAUUUUAUGAGUUAGCUCGAGAAUUAGUGAUCCAGCAGCCGGACGAUCAUGUCUUUUUCAUGAAAUAUCUACUCACGAGCGCGGUGAAGAAUAUACACAUUCCGCACGUGAUUGUUUUGGGUUCGCCACGGAUUAAUCUCGUUGAGGUAGCCACACAGAUCAGUUAUCAUACGAAAUUGUUUUUAAUCACUCGCGAGAUGAUUGACAGUGUGUUGAAACUGGAUGAUCGGUCAACAGCAAAGCCUUCAGAUAUUAUUUUAGGCAUACAGAGUAUAAUGAAUUUGAACUCUGGUGCUAUCGCGCAGCAUGGAUGGAUAUUAGUCGAUUGUAUCACGACAAAACAAGAAGCUCAAAAGCUUCUGGACGUUGGAAUUUUACCCACGCACGUCCUUUAUUUAAUUUCCCCGUACAGCCCUAAGCUUACUGACCUUUUAUACUGCGAUGUCACCACAAAUUGGCCCACGUUUCGUCGAAACAUGUUUGACAUAGUCGAGGUGUACAAACAAAAACUGAUUGAGAUCUAUCUGGACGAUUCUGAUUUGGAGACGUUGGUCACAAAGUGUGUUGAGUUAAUUUGCAUUGAACAUAUUGAGAAAGGUCCAAAACAGCCGCGAAUUGUCUUGAUUGGCCCACGUGGUUGUGGAAGGAAGACUCAAGCAAAGUUACUCGCUGAAAAACUCAAAAUAAUCUAUAUCGAUUUCGAGUAUUUGCUGUGUCAGGAGUGGGUGUCCGAAUCUGAGCUGGGUAAACAACUGCGUUCCUGCGGUGACCGAGCGUGCUUCAACUCUGCUCUUUUGACACGCGUCCUAAACAAACGACUUCUAUCCAUCGAAUGCCUUCAGAUGGGCUGGGUACUCACCGGUUUUCCUUUUACUGAAAAAGACCUGAAGCACCUGGACUGUGUGGAGACGCCGCCCAAUCGCGUCGUGUUCCUCGAGUGUGACCUGAACGUGUGCCUGGAGCGACUUCUAAAGCGACAGAUCAACGUGUUCACCGGGAGUGUCACUCGGCUGGACGAGGCCGAUCCGGAUGUACUCACAUCAAAGCGCCUGCAGUAUCACCCGAAGGACAAAGCUGAUCUGAUUAAUGCGGAGUUGCAAUUCUACUGUACACAAUACGGUGCGUUGCGUAAGUAUUGUGGGGGGACGGCGGCUGUCGUCAACGCUGAUCAACCCGAGCGUUGGGUGUAUGAGAAUAUCCUUGCUGCGGUCAUGCGGGACCUACCUAUCGUUACGCCCCGCGACCCAUUUGCCCCUGGGCCGGCGACCAAAGCCGAGAUUACAGCGGCGAUGCCCUACAAAGUUUUCACUCACGACUAAUCAAAUGUUUCAAUACUUACACGAUGCAAUAUUAAUUUUGAUGGUGUUGACUUUGUGUAAGUAGAACAGCUUUCCAUCGUACAAAAUUUGUAAUAAUUAGCGUGAAACUUACUUCACAAACGUAUAGUGUGCAAGCACCAAACAAUAACCAAGUUUCAAAGCUGCACAUUAUUCAAACACAAUAUAGGAAUCUAACAAGUAUCAUAUA